Messenger RNA from Triplophysa rosa, 1062 nucleotides. Its product is annotated as C-reactive protein-like. Lineage: Eukaryota; Metazoa; Chordata; Actinopteri; Cypriniformes; Nemacheilidae. Bases 270 to 938 code for a protein of 222 amino acids. The record is from RefSeq and is a predicted model, not a curated record. The transcript is spliced from 3 exons.
GAGUGCAUGUAUUGAUUAAACAUAAAGCCUGAAGUCUCAGUGUCAUUUCGGAUAAAAGUAUUUGCCCGAGUCAUAAACAGGAACGUCAACUGCCCAUGUAUGGGAUGGGUAAAUAAAAAAUGAACACGAAAUGACAUCCCUGGAACCUCCUAGCUGAACUAGAGCUCAACCCCUGAUAUGCCUUUAAAUUCUCAAGACUCGCACAUUCAUGAUCAGAUAAACCGUUCACCUGAACCUUUCUCAGAUUAACCACAUGUUGUACAAGCAAGAUGCUAAUGUCAGCAGUUUUCAUCCUCUGUUUGCUGUUUCUGGCCCCAGGAACUGCUAAUGUGGGUCUUGGGGGUAAAUCGCUUCUGUUUCCUGCUAAAACCAACAAUGCCUAUAUAAAAAUCAAUCCAGAUAAACCACUGAGCCUCACCGCAUUCACUCUAUGCAUGCGUGCAGCCGCAGAGCAGAUAAGAGAUAGAAAAGUUAUUCUCUUUGCCUACCGCACAGCCAAUGACGAUGAAUUUAACGUCUGGAAAGAGAGAAAUGGAAGCAUUUCCUUCUAUCUCCGUAGUAGUAGUGAUGGAGUGAUUUAUGACUUGUCACCUCUCUCCACCCUUCAAACCCAUCUGUGCUUCACAUGGGAUUCAGCCACCGGUCUCAGCGCCGCUUGGGUGGACGGACGUCGCAGUGCUUACAGGCUCUACAGAAAAGGUCACUCUAUUCGUUCUGGUGGCAUUGUGAUGCUCGGUCAGGAUGCUGACUCGUAUCUGGGUGGGUUUGAUAUAGAGCAGAGCUUUGUGGGUGAAAUAACAGAUGUGAAAUUGUGGGAUUAUAUUCUGCCUGCAAACCAGAUUGAGGCACUGAAUGGUAAAAAAGAAGUGCAAUUGGCAAAUGUGUUCGACUGGAACACCAUCAAAUAUGAGAUAUACAACAAUGUGCUUGUGGUGUAGGAUAAUUUCUGUCCCCGCACAUUCUAACAGUCUGUGCCACACACAGAUGUCUGUCUGAUUAUAUUAUCAUGUAAUAAUCUUAAAAAAUCUGUUCAUCACAUGUAUGAAUUCACCAAUAAAUAUU